Molecule: messenger RNA, 1167 nt
Organism: Leishmania braziliensis MHOM/BR/75/M2904
Lineage: Eukaryota; Euglenozoa; Kinetoplastea; Trypanosomatida; Trypanosomatidae
Exons: 1
Coding region: 1-1167 (388 amino acids)
Molecular function (GO): opioid growth factor receptor activity
Source: RefSeq, a predicted model, not a curated record
AUGGAGGUACAGCAGCAGCAGCAGAACUACUGCGAGACCUUGGCUGCCGAUGAGGCAGCAGACGGUGACGAGCAAAACGGGCAACCCCGAGUCGACGUUGCCGAGCUCCACCCUAGUGUUCGCUUCUACCGUGGGAUGUGGAACCUCACUCAGCUAGCGGACACUGUCUUUGACGACGUUUUCUCCAGUACCGACGGUAGCGAUGACGACAAGACGGUCUCUGUCUCGGCACUCUCGGUGGUGGGCCUUCACCAGAAGCUUCUUCCCCCCGCAGUCGUGAGCGGACUCGGCGAUGUGGCCGACGAGAGCUACGCAGUGCAGCUAGCGUCAUCUAGCGGGCUUGAGUUUCUACGCCUCCGCUGGCACGUGCUACUGCCGUUGCUCUUCCCUUGCUGUAGGUGGGGUGACGAGGUGGGUGCGACUUCCUCCGACGUCUCGUGUUCAGGUCGAGAGAGCAUCAGCGACGGCGCUGGAAAUGGCAAGUGCAGCUCCCACAAGCAGCAGGGCUUCUCCAUCACCGAGGAAGGGACUUCAUUCCCUGCCGAGAGUGCUUGCUCUGCCCCCGAGUUGUACGAGCUGCUCCUCUGUCGCCCGCUAGUGAAGAACGACCUUGCCAUAAUCCGAGAGCCUGGACUGAUGGACCGUGUCUACUACAGCUACGUGGUGCUACUCCGCUUCUUCGGGUGGCGUGUACAUGAAGAGGAGCGUGGUCUGCUAGACCGCCAUCGGGCCUGGCAGGAGCGGUAUGCGCUGCUUGAGCUCUACAGGACGUCCACCACCGUCACAGCAGCCGCACAGCUUGCCCCAGGCACAACUGCUGCAGAGCCAUGCGGCCAUGUCGACGGCGACGACCUCAAGGACAAGAGCACUUAUCAAGCUCAACGUGCUCUUCCACCGCCGUCUCCCACGUACCGCACCUUCAAUUUUUACGAGUCGGGCCUUCCACGUGUGCUGCGCUGCCUUCUGGACAUUGGGUUUCUGCGCCUGGCUGUGCGACUUGUGGAGUUUCUCUUGGAGGAGAUGGUCUGUGGUCGUCUUCUGUUCCUGCUGCCGCUGGUUGAGGCGACCUUGCUGCCGAUACUCGUUCAGCAGCCGCAUGUCGAUUCAAGCCACAAGACACGGCUGCAGAAGCGACUGUAUAGGCUCACCCACAGUGACUCGGAUUAG